AUGAACCUUGCAAUCACAAAUAACGAGGCGCCAGCUCAGAAAAUUGUUUCAAUUUUAACCGAGAAAGGUCGGGGAAACUUUCAGUUUGUUAAAGUUGUGUUGGACUUGUGGAUGGAAUCAACCCAAAGUGUCAGUUUGGAUACGUUUCCUCAAACUCUCGACACCACAUAUCAGCUAUACUUCGAGAGAAAGUAUGCCACACCCGAAUCUUUUCAACCCUUGCGAGCAAUUUUUGAAGUGCUUGUUGCAGCAUAUACCCCCCUUACUAUCCAUGAAAUGCACUUAGUACUCAAGCUUGGACACCCAGGUCUUGACCUUGAGUACGACCUCAUGCCAAAACUUGACCUUGUAUCUUUGUUCUUGUGGCAUGGAUCAGGUGAGGAUCUCAUUCGGAUUCAUCAUGCAUCUUUGUCUGAGUGGCUCACGAGUGAUAAAAACAAAGGGAAAUUCUAUUAUAUUAAGAAGCAAAAUGGUCAUAACCGUCUUGCAAAGUACUAUCUGAAAAAGGCUGAAGAAAGCAAUUUCCCCCUCAAGCCGGAUAGAGCUUUUUACCUGGCGAGUCAUAUUGUUGAAGGGGGUCUGGAUGAUCCUUUGGUGGAGCAAUUUCUGUCCCUGCCCUCAAGCCAUAUUAAUUCAAGUGACCCUUCGACUCAAAUGACAGCACUUCACCACAGUUCCGGCUGGUUUAAUGCAGAUGUUACUAAACUUCUCGUGGGCCACUUUAGCGAUGUUGACAGUGUAGACUAUAGCCAACGUGCACCAGCGUUUAUAGCGGCAACUUCUGGCUACUUGAAAAACUUGAAGAUUCUGUUUGGUAGAGGAGCUAACCUUAACCGUAGAGCAGCAUACUUGGAUUUUGAAAGUGCCUCACACUCCAAAAAUCCCAUUAAAGAGUGUAGAAGAAAGCUAUGCGGAUAUUCAUUAUUGCAUACAGCCGCUCAAAAAGGUAACAACGAUGUUGUAGCCUUUCUUAUUCAGCACAAAGUGAACAUUUUCAGCACAACUGGAGCUAACAAUACUGCUCUACAACUGGCGGCGGCAAACGGUCAUCUUGACAUUGUCCAGAUACUUCAGAGCGCUGGGGGAGAACUGGAUGACAUAUCAUUACAUCACGCAGCAGCUGGGGGUCACAAUGAGGUCGUACAAUACCUACUGGGAGAAGGAGUUGCAGAUGACUGUGUCCAGAACAUCCCGUUUUCUGCUUUUCCUGAUGAAGACGGGAGCGAAUUGGAGUCUAAAAAAUUACGUUUGUAUGAUAACCAUCAUCUUCACCUGCGUGAAACAGCCCUUCAUGCGGCAGUUGCUCGAGGACACGUGGACGUGAUUAAAACUUUGUUGAGCCAAGACCAAAAUGCUAUUAAUUGUCCAAAUUCUGCGACAAGACUCCCCUUACACGAGGCUGUGUACACAAAUAAUUAUAACAUCUUAGAAACACUGUUGAAGUCUGGAGUUGAUGCCAAUGUUCAUUGUAAUGAUAGAAUGUUAUCAUCGAGUACUGGCUCCUUUACAGAAGGUACGAUGUUUCCAACUCGUUGUCCGUGUGGAUUUACUGCUAUGCAUAUCGCUGCUAAGCAUGGCUAUCAUAGUAUUGCCGAGUUGCUUAUUAAGUACGAAGUAGAUCCUGACACGUUUGAUUGUAAUGGCUCCACGCCACUCCACAUCGCCUCCUGCCACAAUAUGCCAUCCCUUGUAACACUUCUGGUCAGCAGUGGAGCAGAUAUCGAUGCACGAAGCCUAAAUGGAUCAACACCCCUACAUAGUGCCGCGUCAUGUUUUUCAAAGGACGUUUUCGGGCCUCUGUUUGACCUGGGAUGCGAUCACCAAGUUACUGAUGGCGAGGGAAUGACGGCUUUACACUAUGUGGUAAAAGACAUAACACACGUGGGUUCUGAGUAUUUUGCAGACUUAUAUGUCACCAAUCCUAAGGGUUGGAUAGAGAAACAUUCUGGAGCUUUUCAGACGAUCAUGAGCGAAUUGGAUAUUCAAUAUCCUUGGUUAAAUACCUUGAUCAAGCUUGUUAACCUGGAUUCCAAGAGAGGAAAAGCUGAUACUCUAGCUAUGCAAGACCAUAGAAAUCGAACGUUCUUCCACAUAUUAAAAGAGAAAACCAGUACUUUCAACUACCUAACAGGAAGCAGUCGUUUCAGCGAAAGUUCUCUUGUGUUAUCCUUGACACCUUUCAUUAUUUCUUACGAUAUUUCAGUCUCUGAGAAGCUGAAGGACCGUGUCGUUGCGUUAAAUAAGCCAUAUGAACAAGCCUUGGUUGCAACUUCUUUUACGAGGGUCAUAUCGCGAGCGUAUACAACAACAUUUACAAAGUUAAACUGCUCACAUCUGCUUGAUUAUGUGAGACUCCAUUUCGUUUAUGCCGCCAACACCUUAUUACAAGCAGGUGUGGACGUUAACUGUCGAGGUGCCUCGGGGCUAACUCCUCUGCUUGCUUAUUUGCGCAUCGGCGGCCGUCAUAUGUCAAAAGUUCUUGUAAAACAUAACGUGAAAGUGGACAUCGCGUGUGGAGAUCCCUUCGAGGAUUCAGUCUUUCACUUAGCGUCAUAUCACAAACUGCAUUACCUUCAUUACCUUUACGAAUAUUUAAAGGGAAGUGAUAGCUGGCAAAAAUAUUUGCAAACAGAAAAUGCGUUUUUCGACUACUUUCUGGAUAAAUACGACGAGCACAUCGACAAGGGAAAUCUGAAAACAAUUAAGACUGGCGAUGGACCACUGACUUUGGCUAUUCUAUCUCAUCCUGACGGCAGUAACGUUUUAGAUGAAUGUUUUGAUGCAGAGGGCUAUAACGCUCUACAUAGAGCGGCUCAGGGUGCAAACCUGGCAGCAAUUGAAAAAUUUCUUUCUUUAGGUGCUAACCUAAGUAUAGAAACUCAUGACGGGUCCUCCCCUUUAUGGCUUUCAGUAUUAUAUGCUGUUAAAUACAGACCUUUUCUAAACCUCGAAGUACCCGGUGUACUUACAGCUCUAGAAGUUGAAUUUGCCUCACUUUCGGCCUCAACUAUUUUAAAUCAUCUCCUAAAAGAUGGGACCUUGAAUAUUGGCUGUAGUGAAAAGCGUUCCGAUCUGACUCUUUACCACGUUGCCGCUACCCGUGGGAUGUGGCAAUUCAUUGCACAUUUGCUCUCUAGCAGUGAAAUUAUUGGCAUUGAUGUGGACUGCCCCAAUAAAGAUGGAAUUACUCCAAUGUACUUAGCGUUAUUUAUUGGCGGCGACUCGUGUGAGUGGCACAGUCCAUGGUGCAAAGUUGUCGACGUAAUAAAGAGCUACGGUGGUACUCUUCGAUAUCCCUCGCUAGAAGCAGAGUACUUCCUCAUCUACAAUAUGUUCUUUGGAAUGAAUCCUAGCAGGUUGUUUCUAGAGCUUACGGAAGAUGAGAUACUAACUCUUCAGGAGGGCUGUGGGCGUGAUGAAUGCCGAAAAUAUAAGGCUGCAAACGUCAACCUUUUCAAAACAUCAGACGAAGUAGAUAGAAUUCGCGUCGAUUACCAGAAGAAGGUGGACAAAUGUUCUUCAUUCCUAGCAGAUUGUCCGGCUGACAUAAAAAGAGGUUUACCUCAUUUUACAAUUGUGGUGAUUUUCCUUGACCGCCAACAGGCCGUAAAACUUGACUUUCUAGACACUCGAAAUUCUCUUGUUACUUUCCUCGACGAUGAAAUCGAGCGACUGAAGAAACUUUUAUUUGUCGCUUCGAGACCUCAUGCACAAAUGCGUUGUGCAAAAGCUCCAAAAGAUUACAAACCAAAGGAAGAAACCAUUGAUAUGUGUUACCAGUUUCGUGAUAAACAGGAUCUCGAAACUCUACUUCACAAAUUCUAUCGCAUUUACAAACAGAGCCUCGAUUUAGUCCUGGAAAAGUCGGAUGAAGUGAGAUCGCACAUGCCUUUAAAUGGUAAACUACCACGUUUUUUAUCGAAGAUGAAUUUUGCAUUAGCUGAUUACGAUACUUCCUUAAAUUGUGACUGGCAAGCAAUUGCAAUCAAGUAUGUGCAGCUUAGUUUCCAGGUGCGCAAUUUGAACUAUUGGAUUCAGGCUACCCACAAAACGUCUACAGUGCCAAGCGUAUCGGGUUUUCUUUCGAAAAGAAUGGAAAAUGCUAUCCUGCGAGAUUCAGAAGAGUCACUUAAACUUGUUCUCAAACUGGCAUCCGGACACCCGACUGAAGCUUUUAAUUAUCUAAGAACUUUGAGAUUUACACGGCCACCUAUGUGGUAUGAGACAUUUGGUGAAGGAAACUUUGGGCAGAGAAUGGGUCCGUAG
Messenger RNA from Pocillopora meandrina, 4266 nucleotides. The record is from the annotation of a GenBank genome assembly. Lineage: Eukaryota; Metazoa; Cnidaria; Anthozoa; Scleractinia; Pocilloporidae.